This is a messenger RNA of Mercenaria mercenaria, 1389 nucleotides long. RefSeq names its product zinc finger X-chromosomal protein-like. The record is from RefSeq and is a predicted model, not a curated record. Lineage: Eukaryota; Metazoa; Mollusca; Bivalvia; Venerida; Veneridae. The transcript has a single exon. Bases 8 to 1378 code for a protein of 456 amino acids.
GCUAAAAAUGGAACUUGAUCCUACGUCACCCAUGUCCAUAGCUUCGGCGACUGAAAUGGAUGAUCCAUUUAUUCAGUACCUGACGAAAGGGAGCAUAAAUAGAUUAGAAGCGGAUAAACAACAAGAUUUGAACAAUAGGACUAUUUCUGGAAAAAAGUCCAGAAAGAAAACAAAGAAAUCUAAAGUUGAUACAAAUAAAAUCUAUAAAUGUAGCCAAUGUCCGUUCUCAACUUUAUACAGAUGCGAUUUUCGACGACACCUAGAGAGACACAAGAAGAAAAGCUUCGCCUGCUCCGAAUGCAAUAUGCCUUUCAUGACAUUAGGACAUUUAAACGGGCAUAAAGAAUCAGCACAUGGGAUAAAACGCCCAUCUGAUAAGAUUGUGUGGAGAAAUUGCGAGAAAUGCGAAUAUAAAACUAGGCACAGCUCGGAUAUGGCGAGACACAGGAGAAGGCAUGAUUCGGCACUAGACAGUUGUAAAUAUUGCCACCGACCUUUUUGUCACUUGGGCAGAUUAAAGGAGCAUAUAAAACGCGAGCAUGGUGAUACUGAUGUACAGUCAGCAAAUUCAAAUGAAAAGCGAAGUGUGGAAACAUGUAAAGAAGCAGAAAGUGUUACAGAAACAAACGAUGUGACAAAGUACAGAGUCAACGAUAACACUACGGAUAGGGAAUGUAAAGAUUCCUAUUCAGAAGAGGAAUGUAAGAUAUCAAACCAAAUGCAGGCAUUGAAACAAUGUGUCCUCUAUGAGGACGGAAGCUCAAGGCAAAAAAGUGUAAAUAAUAAACGCGGUAGGGACAAAGUAACAUUUAAGAAGAAAAACAAACCAUCGCAAACAGGAAAAGAUUCAGCUGACCUCUAUACAGAAAACGCUGACAAGACAGGAAAAGAUAUUCGUUCAGUUAUUGGAAAGACAAAUAAAAUGAUAUGUCAACACGACCUCACCUGUCAAGAAGAAAAAAAUUCUAAAAGAGUAGAUCCGAGACAAAUGAAAAAGUGUGCAUUCUGUGGCUUUAGUACGUCGUUUUAUAAUGAUCUGAAACAGCAUCUAGACGAACAUGAUAUUGUUGAAUUAUCCGAUGAAAGUGACACAGACAUUGAACGAGUGAGCAGGGAAAAUGACCUUGAUAACGUAAAUGUAGACUAUGUUGAAAAUAGUAAUCUUUCUGGAAGAAGCAUAACUAUAAUCGAUGAUGAAGUUAACAUGAUGUUACAUGAAGUAGAAGACAGUACUCGAUCUGCAUCGGAAAGUGAUGAGGCGUUUAUUCAAGACGUAGAAACUUCAAACACGAAUAAUGACUUGCAACAAAGCGAUACAGAUAGCGAUACAGAUGUAGACGACGAAAUGGAAACUGAAGACGAUGUUCCAAUCAGUUAAAAACGCUACAA